This is a messenger RNA of Hyposmocoma kahamanoa, 3019 nucleotides long. RefSeq lists its product as uncharacterized. Lineage: Eukaryota; Metazoa; Arthropoda; Insecta; Lepidoptera; Cosmopterigidae. The coding region runs from base 279 to 2930 and encodes 883 amino acids. The record is from RefSeq and is a predicted model, not a curated record. The transcript has 2 exons. Gene Ontology annotation, molecular function: nucleic acid binding. Gene Ontology annotation, biological process: DNA integration.
CGCGCGCGCCCCGCGCUUGCAUUGGGUAGCAGACUCAGCACAGGACUUCGAGGAGGCAGCACAGGACUUUGCGGAUAACGAAGAAUGCGAGGAGGCCAUUUAUCAAAUGAGUCUUUCCAAGUACAAACCGAUAUAAAGAUGUAUUUGAUGAGGGAUUGGGGUGUUUCACCGGCGAGCGGGCCAGGCUGCGGGUGCGGCCGGAUGCGGUGCCGGUGUUCUGCCGGGCGCGGCCGAUACCAUACGCGCUGCGCGCACGCGUCGACGCCGAGCUCGACGCCAUGCUGGCCACCGGCGUCAUUGAGCCGGUGGACCACUCCGACUGGGCUACGCCAUUGGUAAUUGUAAACAAACCGGACGGAUCGUUACGAUUAUGUGCAGAUUACAAAUCCACUUUGAAUCGCGUGUUGUUGGUUGAUAAGUUUCCGAUUCCUAAAAUCGAAGAUUUGUUUUCAAAAUUGAAUGGCAGUAGGUACUUUACUAAACUAGAUUUAUCGCAGGCUUACAAUCAAAUAUUAUUAGAGGAGGACGAAUCGAUGGCUUUCACGGUUAUAAACACUCAUCGGGGUUUGUUUAGGUAUAAGCGUUUAGUUUAUGGAUUAUCUUCCAGCCCAGGAAUCUUCCAAAGAAUAAUGAAUAAUCUCUUGAUAGACAUUCCGAACGUAACAUUUUUUUUGGAUGAUAUUUUGGUUACAGGGGACACUUUAAACUCACAUUUAGACAGUCUUAAUAAAGUCUUGCAGGCUUUAAGCCAACAUGGGCUUAAAAUAAAAAAACAGAAGUGUUCUUUUUUGGUGAAUGUGGUGAAAUAUCUGGGAUUUGUGAUUGAUAAAAAUGGGGUGAGGGUAGAUGAGGACAAAGUGAAACCAAUUAUAGCAAUGAUGCCACCGAGCUGUGUGUCGGAAUUGAAAUCGUUUAUUGGCAUGGUAAACUUUUACGGCAAAUUCAUUAAAGGUUUGAGCGAGAAAUUAGCGCCUCUUUAUGAAUUAUUAAAAAAACAUAGGAGGUGGUCUUGGUCGGUUCAGCAGGAUAGGGCGUUUAACGAAGUAAAAAGGCUUUUGGUGGAGGCGCCGGUGCUGGCACAUUACGACCCGGAGCGGGAUUUGGUGCUUACGUGUGACGCGGGCCCGCGCGGGAUCGGCGCGGUGCUGGCCACGCGCGGCAACGGCGCCGGCGGCCGAGAGCGCGUGCUCGCUUACGCAUCGCGGGCGCUCACGCCGCCCGAAAUUAACUAUAGCCAAAUACACAAGGAGGCUUUAGCGAUAAUAUUUGCGGUGAAAAAAUUUCAUCAAUAUAUUUACGGUAGACGUUUUGUGCUGCGAACCGACCACAAACCGCUCGUCAGUAUUUUUGGACCAGGUCAGGGAAUUCCCAGCAUGACAGCCAGCCGUAUGCAGCGCUGGGCGUUGAUAUUAUCAGCGUACGAUUUCGACAUUGAAUAUGUCAAGUCGGAUGAUAACACAGCGGAUGCACUCUCACGAUUGAUUGCGGCGCAUAAGGCUACGGGUUCAGGCCAGGAGGAGUGCCCGGAACAAACAUAUUUACAUUUUGCUACGAACGCCUUACUGCUGGAUUAUAACAAUAUUAGGAAGGAAACACAUAACGAUAUUCUGUUAAGUAGGGUGUUAAGCUACAUAAGGGACGGCUGGCCUCAAGAUAUAGAAAUUCGGGAAUUGAAACCUUUUUAUAGUCGGAAGGCGGAACUUUAUUUAGAGUUAGAUUGCAUCAUGUGGGGGCACAGAGUGAUUAUUCCAAGCGCGUGCCGGGAGCGAGUCCUAAAGGAGCUACACGAUUCCCACAUGGGCAUGGUGAAGACGAAGGCGUUGGCGCGCAGCUAUGUAUGGUGGCCCGGCCUGGACGAGGCGGUGGAGAGGGUGUGCCGCGCCUGCGAAGUGUGCGCCGCAGUGGCCGCCGCACCGCCGCGCCACGUGCCCUGCCCGUGGCCAUAUCCUAGUCGUCCUUGGUCUAGAGUACAUGUCGAUUUUUUGGGGCCUAUUUCGGGAACAAAAUAUCUAGUACUUGUUGACGCUUACUCCAAAUGGAUAGAGGUGACGAGCAUGUCUACCACUACAGCUAAAGCUGUCCUGAGUAAGCUGAGAGAACAUUUUGCGAGGUUCGGUUUACCCAAGCAGAUCGUUAGUGAUAACGGUCCGCCGUUUGCGAGUGAGGAGUUGCAGGCAUUUUGUAAACAAAAUGGUAUUGAACAACUAUUUUCGGCACCUUAUCACCCCGCCUCUAAUGGCCUUGCUGAAAAUGCAGUGAAGCUGUGCAAGAGGGUUAUUAAGAAAGCUAUAGUUCAAGUUGUCAACGUAGACGCUGCCCUAAGCAGAUUCCUACUUGUGUAUCGCAACACUCCUCACAACACUACAGGGGAUAGUCCGGCCCAGGUAUUAUUAGGUAGGCCGGUACGUACCCGACUCGAUUGUCUUAAGCCAGACCGAGAAAAACGGGUAAAUUCUUUCCAACGACAGCAUCAAGCUACUGCAGACGGAAAACCUCGAUCGUUUAAUGUAGACGAACUAGUUUGGUUUAAAUUAUUUAACACCUCAGGUCCUAAUACUUGGGGGAAAGGAAAAGUGUUGGAACGAAUGGGGGAGACUGAUUAUAGGAUAGAAACGUUAACAGGUAUAAUGCAUCGGCAUAUAGAUCAAUUAAGGAAACGUGAUUCAAGUGGUGAGGGAAUUGCACAACGUAAGAAUACGCGUAUUUAUCCACCGAGUUGUUUACCCGUAGCAGAAGCUACAGAGCAUGCGUCGAGCUCGAGGUCGGGGGAGAGGGAAGGCACUAGCGACGACAACAUCGCGCGCCCGGCGCCGGUUCCGAACCAACCCGCGGAGCAGGCGCAGCCUGGCUCGCCCGCCACUGAACGCGUGCGGCCCGAGCCAUUACGGCCAGUUGUAAGGCCACCCGUUCGCUAUGGUUGGGAUGUUUAAAAUUAAUUGUUUCUAGUAUUAGUUUAGAAUAAGGGUGAAGGUGUUAUGUAUAAGUGGGUAUUUGCCGAAAACACAAUCUGUGGUUCGGC